CGGGGGCAGAGGGCCGAGGAGCGGACGGAGGAUGGGAUGGGUGCCUCGGCGCCGAGGGUGACCCCGCAGGUCCGGCGGCGGUGGCGGCGGCGGCGGCAGCAGGGCGCGGGGUCCCCGGCGGAGGAUGGAGGCGGAGGCGGAGUGGGAGCGGCCGAACGUGGAGACGAUCAAGUGCGUGGUGGUGGGCGACAACGCCGUGGGCAAGACCCGCCUGGUCUGCGCCCGCGCCUGCAACGCCACCCUCUCGCACUACCAACUGCUGGCCACCCACGUCCCCACCGUCUGGGCCAUCGACCAGUACCGCGUCUGCCAGGAGGUGCUGGAGCGCUCCCGGGACGUGGUGGACGAAGUGAGCAUCUCCCUCCGGCUCUGGGACACCUUUGGCGACCAUCACAAGGACCGCCGCUUCGCCUACGGAAGGUCGGAUGUUGUGGUGCUCUGUUUCUCCCUGGCCAACCCAAACUCCCUGAAGCAUGUCAAGAGCGUGUGGUACCCUGAGAUCAAGCACUUCUGCCCACGGACACCGAUUGUGCUGGUGGGGUGCCAGCUGGACCUCCGCUAUGCUGACCUCGAGGCCGUCAACCGUGCCCGGCGCCCACUGGCCAAGCCCAUCAAGCCUUCGGACAUCCUGCCCCCUGAAUAUGGGCACGAGGUGGCCAAAGAGCUGGGCAUCCCUUACUAUGAGACCAGCGUGGUGGCCCAGUUCGGCAUUAAGGACGUCUUCGACAAUGCCAUCCGAGCCGCCCUCAUCUCCCGGCGCCACCUCCAGUUCUGGAAGUCCCACCUCAAGAAGACCCAGCGGCCCUUGCUGCAGGCCCCCUUCCUUCCCCCGAAGCCACCUCCACCCAUCAUCCACAUCCCGGAGCCGCUGUCUGGGGAAGGCCGGGACCCCACUGCCCUCUUCCACCAGCCCCUUUGCGCCGAUGUUGUCUUCUAUCUCCAAGGGGGCCACCGUGUCUUUGCCCACCGUGUCUACCUCGCCACCUCAUGCUCCAAAUUCUAUGACCUCUUCAUGCUGGACUUGGGGGGCGAGGUGGCUGGAGGGGCCAAGGAGCCUGCCGGAAGGACGAAAAGCUUGGAUGCUGCCGACAGGGGACCCCCAGGGGCCAUGGCAGCCUCUCUCCGGACCUCGCAGAGCGAUGACCCACUGCAUCUGGCCCCAGCAGCCCGGGAGCUGUCCGGCUGGGGGCGGGGCUUCGUCAGCAUGGGGCCAGAGGUGGUGCGUGACCCAGUGACGCAGUGGGAGAGGCCCAUGACUGCGGUCUACCUGGAUGGGCUGGUGCAGCCCAGCCCCUUCCGGGCAGUGCUGGAAUACCUGUACACGGGCCGCCUGGAGCAGCAUCGGGCCGACCUCAUGCAGGUAGCCACCAUCGCUGAGCUGCUGGAAGUCUUUGACCUGCGCAUGAUGGUGGCCAAUAUGCUCAACAAGGAGAGCUUCAUGAACCGCGAAAUCACCAAGGCCUUCCAUGUUCGCCGGGCCAACCGGAUCAAGGAGUGUCUGACCAAGGGCACCUUUGCAGAUGUGGUCUUUGUGGUGGAUGAUGGAUCAGUGCCGGCGCACAAGCCACUGCUCCUUGCAGGGUGUGACUUCAUGGUGGCCAUGUUUGGCGGCACCUUCCGGGAGAGUUGCGCUGCUGAGGUCCCUCUGCCGGGUACCAACUGUGCCUGCCUCCGCGCGGUGCUGGACUUCCUCUACACGGGCCUCUUUGUGCCCACGCCAGACCUGGACGCCAUGGAGCUGCUGGUGCUCACCAACCGCCUCUGCCUGACCCGCUUGCAGGCCCUGACCGAGCAGUACGCAGUGGAUGAGCUUGUGCAUGCCAGCCUACAGCAGGUGGAAAUAGACGCCCAGGUCAUUCUUUAUCUGGAGAUGACACAGUUCCACAAUGCCCGCCAGCUGGCCGCCUGGUGCCUCCACUAUCUCUGCACCAACUACAACAGCGUCUGCCGCCGGUUCCCCCGUGAGAUGAAGUGCAUGUCUCCAGAGAACCAGGCGCACUUUGAGCGCCACCGCUGGCCCCCCAUCUGGUACCUGAAGGAGGAGGACCGCUACCUGCGCCUGCAGAAGGAGCGUGAGCUGGAAGAGGAGACCCUGCGCAAGCAGCACCCGCGGAGCAAGUGGUGCUUCUGGCGUCCCCACCAUGCCAGCCACAUCUCCUGAGUGCCUCCCCCAUUGCUGUGGGGGGGAGGUAAGGGGGGUGAUCCACCGUCCUGUCCGUGCCUUUGCUGGCAAGGGCUCUGGCUGGUCGAUGGAUUCCUCCCUGGGCAAGGGGAGACCUGUCACCCCC
Messenger RNA from Sceloporus undulatus (fence lizard), 2288 nucleotides. Its product is annotated as rho-related BTB domain-containing protein 2-like. Gene Ontology annotation, biological process: small GTPase-mediated signal transduction. The record is from RefSeq and is a predicted model, not a curated record. NCBI's taxonomy places the organism in Eukaryota, Metazoa, Chordata, Lepidosauria, Squamata, Phrynosomatidae. The transcript has 9 exons. The coding region runs from base 125 to 2161 and encodes 678 amino acids. Gene Ontology annotation, molecular function: GTP binding; GTPase activity; protein binding.